CUGUCAAUUUAUUUUCUGAAAAAAUUCAAGGAAAUCGUUUUUCUACAUUUUCCAGUGCGUAAAGUAAGAUACAAUCUGUGCAUUUCAGUGGAGUAACUUUGAUUUCGAACGGUGAAACAAUGUUACUAAUUCUAAAGUUAUUUUAAAGUCUCCUGCUACUCAGCUCCUGAAAAUAGUGAAUUCCAGUGAUUUUCAAGAUGGCUAUUCCCCUCAGAACUUUUCAAAGUGCUAUCCGAUGAGAGCAGCGGAGCAACAGAAAAUAUUGAUUCUUGCAUCAAAUUAAAGAUUUCUUAUUGCUGAGCUUUCGUCUAAAAAUAAAUUCUGUGAUCAAGAUUGAAUUUCAUUUUCUUUUUUUAGUGGUUUCUGUGUGAAUAAUCAAUUUUAUUGUGCUGCGUGGUUUUUUGCCACUUCGAAAAAAUUCUAUUCGUUUUGUAAAUCAUCCAACCAAGUAUUGAAUAAAAGUAUUAAACUACGAACCAUCUUUUGACCGGGAUUUGUGCAUACAUAUCUUCAAUUUUAAAUGAGUGAAAGUGGAAGGCAGCCAUAUUUUUUUAAAGCAAAAUCUCAAACUACUCCACCAGUAGUGAAAAGGAAAAACGAAAAUGCACGUAUCCUUUCAGUGAAAUUCAUCAUAAACUUUCAUUUUACAGUAACAGAAGGAAAAUAGUGUGUCUACUUUUAUUUAAACUGAUGCAAUGUACGAAAAACACGAAGUCAAAUUAUUGAGACAUACGAGAUGAAUUUUUCUACAAAUCAAAUAUUUUUCGAAGUUCAUUUUUUACCAAGUUGUAGAGGUUUCAAAUUUUGAAUAAUGAACCUAUAAAUUACUUAUUAAUCGUUUCAAUCGUUGCAGUGACAUCUUUUAAACUUCACAGCAUCAGAAUUCUUUUAGAAGCACGAUCUUCCCUAAUUUGUCUUUUUAAAGGCCUCUCCCAGAGAUGAGAAGAAUAAACUAGAACUUGGGUGCCGUGAGUAUGAAUUUUGUGAAUCUGAAUUCAGUGCGUGUCCAUUACACCGUGACUAGUGACUGUUUUAUUUGAUCAAAACACCUAAGAACUGUUAAACUAUGAUGAAGACGAGGACAAAUCUUGGUAGGUUCCAUACCCCUACGAGUUCUCAGGCCUCGAUACCUGAAACUCAGCAAACAGCGGAUGCGCCAAGUCGUCGGAGAUCAACGGGUGGAGCGCCCCUUGGGCUCAUCUCCGUCCCUGCUCGGCCAGUCAGACCCAGUAGGAGAUCUGUUUGUGUGCCACCUGUUGGGGUUACCUUGGCUGAGGAAGGAACCAACCAACUUCGGCUGAAGGUCAUUGCGGGACAUGAACUUGCCAAGAAAGAUAUUUUUGGAGCCAGCGAUCCUUAUGUCAAAAUAGAUCUUAACACAAUCAAUGGAAAUGUAACAAUUGACUCGGUUCUCACCAAAACUAAGAAAAAAACUUUAAAUCCCAGUUGGCAUGAAGAAUUUAUUUUUCGAGUCAAACCAGCUGAGCACAAGUUAGUUCUUCAGGUGUUUGAUGAGAAUAGACUGACAAGAGAUGAUUUUCUUGGUAUGGUGGAGCUCUACCUGUCCAACCUACCAAAAGAAGUUGAAGGCCGUGUGAUACCCCCAAAAUUUUAUAUUUUGCGCCCUCGCAGUGGAUUGCGUGGCGUCAGGUCUCGUGUGAAAGGUAACCUAGAGCUGUACCACGCGUUUUUACCUGGUGAGAGAGUUCCUAGUGAUGAUGUUGGCAGUCUACAAGAAGAGUACGGGUGGGAAAUGGUCGACCAAGAGACAGCUGUCGAAACGCCUGCUCAGCCUGUGUUCGUUGGUAACGUGGAACAGCCAAAUGCUCUUCCGCCUGGAUGGGAAGAGCGACAGGAUGCCAAUGGAAGAACCUACUACGUCAAUCACAUAGCACGCUCUACGCAGUGGGAACGUCCGACCCUACAACAGUCUCAGGAGGUCCCGAAUAAUCAAAGUCUAGAGACAGCCGCCACAGAGUUUCAAAGAAGAUUUCACAUUAGUGCCGACAAUGACCGCAGAGAAAAUAGUUUACAGAGCACUGAUUCAGUUGAUAGUAGUACAGCAGUAGCGGCAGCAGCAACCCCAACUAGUAAUAGCACUCCAGUCGUUCAUACUCCUGUAUCAACAAACCAGAACACAAGUGGUGCAGGAUUACCCGCAGGUUGGUCAUUGCAAGUGGCGCCGAAUGGCCGCGUUUUCUUCAUAGAUCACAAUACACGGGCAACAACAUGGGUGGAUCCUCGAACAGGGAGGGCAAGUCCCAUGCCCAACCAGUCACAUUCAACAAGCGAGGAGCAUCGACAGGAACCAGAAGAUGAAUUAGGCCCAUUACCGGAAGGUUGGGAAGAACGAGUCCAUUCCGAUAAUAGGAUAUUCUUCAUCGACCACAAUACUAGAACCACACAGUGGGAAGAUCCUAGGUUAUCAAAUCCUCUAAUUGCCGGGCCGGCUGUGCCUUAUUCAAGAGAUUAUAAACGAAAGUAUGAAUAUUUGAAAUCGCAAUUAAGAAAACCUACGAAUUCACCGAAUAAGUUCGAAAUUAAAGUAAGAAGGUCGACAAUCCUCGAAGACUCCUACAGAAUAAUUAGCUCCGUCAAUCGAAUAGACUUACUCAAAACAAAGCUUUGGAUAGAAUUUGAAGGUGAAGUCGGUCUGGACUACGGUGGUCUGGCCCGUGAAUGGUUCUUCCUUCUGUCCAAAGAAAUGUUCAACCCGUAUUAUGGCCUUUUCGAGUAUUCUGCAAUGGAUAAUUACACGCUUCAGAUUAAUCCAAUAUCCGGUCUCUGUAAUGAAGAGCAUUUAAAUUACUUCAAAUUCAUUGGACGCAUCGCUGGAAUGGCUGUGUAUCACGGGAAACUGUUAGAUGCUUUCUUCAUCCGACCAUUCUACAAAAUGAUGCUGGGCAAGCCAAUCGACUUGAAAGACAUGGAGAGCGUCGACUCUGAGUACUACAACUCCCUGCUGUGGAUCAAGGAAAACAACCCAGCCGAAUUAGAAUUAACGUUCUCUGUCGAUGAAGAGCUGCUCGGGUCAACAUCUUUACGAGAACUCAAAUCAAAUGGUGCUAACAUUCCCGUUACUGAUCAGAACAAAGAUGAAUACAUCAAGUUAGUGAUUGAAUGGCGAUUUGUAGCGCGUGUGAAGGAGCAAAUGGACGCGUUCCUGGAAGGGUUCAACGCGCUGAUUCCGCUUAACCUGAUCAAGAUCUUCGAUGAGCACGAGUUAGAGCUUCUCAUGUGCGGGAUUCAAAACAUCGAUGUCAAAGACUGGAAACAGAAUACUGUCUACAAGGGAGACUACCACCCUAAUCAUCUCGUUGUUCAAUGGUUCUGGAGGGUUGUUUUGUCAUUCAAUAAUGAAAUGCGAGCACGUCUCCUUCAGUUCGUAACCGGGACAUCUCGAGUGCCAAUGAAUGGAUUCAAGGAGCUCUAUGGAAGCAAUGGGCCGCAAAUGUUUACGAUUGAGAAGUGGGGGUCAGUUGACAACUAUCCUCGAGCUCAUACAUGUUUCAACCGAUUGGACCUGCCGCCUUACGAAAGCUACCACCAACUCCGUGAGAAGCUGAUCAAGGCAAUCGAAGGGUCACAAGGCUUCGCAGGAGUUGACUGAGGAACGGAUCCAGAGUGGUCCGCCAAUCUCCUAGAUUUGACUCCGCGCACCGCCCUUCGUCUUGCCCUUCUUCUCUCGUAAUGUGCAAUACGCCUCUGGCCAACCAGGAACUUGCUUAUGAAGUCUCGUUCAAAUGCAAGUCUCACCUGAACAAAGCCUUUGCAAAGUUUGCCUCUAAUUAAACAUCUUUUCUCUGAGAAAUUGACAGGAGGUGUGUUAAAUUCGUAAAUUUGCCAUCAAUUUCUGUAACUUCAAGCAGGGUUGCCACAAUCAGGGAAUAUCGGGAAAUGUAAGCGAAUUCAUAAGUCAUGGAAAACCUAGCAGUAUCAGGAAAAAAUUGUUAUGUCGCCUGUAUUUGCUUUAUAAAAUGGGUUGGACAUUUCGAACACUAGAUUUUGCGUGAAAACUAUCUCAAAAUAUCCCUCUUUAACCAUCGGGUGUAUCUUCAAUUGCCAGGGAAACUUACCAAAAUGUGACAAGAAAAUUAGGGAAUUUCAUUUUCUAAAUUUUGUGGCAAUCCUGUCUACGAGGCACGUAACUUUAAGCGUCAUUUUUUUCACUGAAUCUGGGAGCUUAUUCAUCCAGUCCUGUUUUGCUCUUAAUUUUAUUUUGAGCAGCUAUUCUGACGUUAAGUGAGUUAAACACUUAAAUUUAUCGAUCUUAAUGUGUCUUUUUCUUGCUUUCAUCUAGAAGGGUUCUUUAAAGUGUGACCAAGGAAAUUAUUUUUUUCUGGAAAUAGAAGGUACUGAGGUGCCAUUUAAAAUAAAGAAAGCAAUGUCAUGUAAUUGAGGGCUGGGACGUCAAGAAAAAGGCGGAUUAGAAUCUCCAGAAGUAUCUUAUAAUAGCAAUUUAUCACUGGUUUUUAAAUUGUUGUAUUAAAGUUUGCUGUGCUAAUAGCUGAUGAAUCAUAUUCCUGAAUUCAGGGAAAAAUCAUAUAGAAGGAAAGUUGUCUCCCCUAUCGUAACAGCGCGAGUUGGAUUGUUUCGUUGCAUUAAACUUAAGCAUCUCAUUGUUGAAAUCCAAUACAGCUGUUCUUUUUUAAAUAUAUUAGGAUCCACAUAAUGUAACAACUUUUGAUUCAUGUUUCAACAUCUUCAAUUUUAGGUAUUUUUGGGCAAAUUUGCUGUAAAACGUCAUAAUUUUAAGAUUGCCUUUUAUUGGUUCGUCUGAUGUUUCCACUGGUUAAGAACAACAGGCAGUAGUUGCACAUAGUACUUAUUAUGCAAGUCUCGUCUAAGAAUGUUUCAUGUGUCUUCGUUUUUGAGAGAAUGCUCAAGAAAAUUUGUGGAACUUGUUUCUUACGUCAGACUAUGUAGAAAAUUUUAAGAUUUUCGUUUUACAAUAUAACUAAGUCAAAGUUGCAUGAAGUUGCAAAUCGAUUGUGUCAUCAACGCAUCGAUGGCCCAAGUGCAAAACCACGUAUCUUGGUUGCAGCGUUCCAAAAUCUCUGCUCCUAUUUAAUUUUUUGAAGAGAAACAAGCCAUUUUCAUUUUAGAGAUUAUUUCCAGAUUAUUUUGCGAACAGAGGAGAAAAUUAAGGAAGUUUUCAAGGAAUUACGUUGACUAGUUUUCCACUAAAAAUUAAGUAUGACAGGAAGUCUGCAACGUUGCCAACAGAGAUACGUUGUUUCGGAUUUUAGCCAUUGAUACGUUAUGAACAUCCAGGAGUUAGAUUUUAAUGUCUCGCGUCAAUUCAUUCCGUGUGUUUUAUCUAGAUUCUGCUUUCAGAACGUAUUUUACUCUAUUUUCUCUGACUUAUUUUAUUUCCAAAUCAACGUAUUUUAUUUAUAUUGUUAGACUUUUGUAUCAUACUGUUCUCGCUCUAUUUCUGAAGGGAAAAAAAUUAGAAUUCUAUUUUGCAUAUCCAAUAUGUAUUGUAUGAUCCGUACCUAAAAUCAUAUUCCAUUGUAUAGAAUUUCAGCUUCUUUUAUUUUUAUCCGAGGUGGAAAUUUUGUUUCAAAUUUUACCCGUUGUUAAUUCAUGUAUGUAGGUUUAUUUAUUUUUUAGUUUUCUAUUUGUUAAGUGUUGGAUUGAAAUUUGUUAUGACAUCCUGUUUCCAUAGACACUCAGAAGUCUUUUGCGCAAGUUCAUCGUUUCCCAGGCUUAGGAAUGUAACUCUAUUCCAAGAUUGCAAAAUAUACUUGAACAGUCCAAUUUUUCAAAUGAAUUUGAAUGAGCACUUUCUGUCCAAAAUUUUGCUAAUUUUAGCGGCGCGUCCUGCCUCACGAUGCAUUGAUCGAUCUACAAUGUAAACUUCCGGAAAAAGAUUGAUUAUCAGGAUGUUAACAAUGAACACAUUUCUAAUUGAUUCUUUGCCGUAGCUUAAAAUGGGAAAGUAUUGAUAGUUAUUGAUCAAUGCUUUGCCUUUGCAAGAAAAAUCAGUUUAAUUUUUAGCUAAAAAUUACCAACAGUUUCCUGAUAUUAAUACAAUUGAGCUCUUGCAUGUUGCAAGAAUUUACCAUUUAAGCACUUUUCCUUCUAUAAAAUUUUGAAAAAAACUUGAUGGUGCCAUGGUGUUUCUCUGAAACGAAUUUUCACGCUCAAAAGAAAUCUUCUCUAUCUUGAAGUUGAAGCAGUAAUGGGGAGGAUCCCCCAAUGGCACCAUCGUGUUUCUCAUAAAAGUUUAUGCAGGAUAAAAUACUUUAAGUGGAAAUCCCCUAGACUUAUAAAAGCUUCAUUUGAGUAUCAAAAUUUUGCAACAUUGAAAUGUAGCUACAUUCUUUUGUUUUGAAAACAAUGAAUUAUGGUCAAUUCAGAUUAAUCAGUUCGAAAACACUCUUAUUUUAAAUGUCCUGUUAAUCCAAAAGCAAGAAGUCAUAGGAUUGAAGUGAGAACGUCUAAGGAAAAAGAGCCUAGAAAAAUUCGAUGCCAAAUUUCUUUGGGGCCCUAGAACUAUAAAAUAAAGAAAAAAUUUCAUUAGUUUUACAGAGCUUGUUUGAAUUUUUCUCAAUUUUUUUUUAUUCGACAUUCAUUUGCGUCUCCAACAAUCGUUAUCUCUUCAAUGAUCUCACAUUUUUCUAGACGACUACAACAGGCAGGAAUCAGGAUUUAAAAUUUUAAAGCAGGUCUUUCAACUCAAUUCGAAAAGUGAGAAGCUUUUCAUAUGCAUUUUUGUUAUGUUUUGAAUGGAAGAUAAGUUAUAUUUCUUGACAAGUCUCAUUUGCACCCUGUAAUGCAAAUACUGACUGGAACCCCUAAAAUUCUACUAUUUUUUAUGUAGGUAAUCAAUGAAUCUUCAACCAUUUUGUGCUUCAUCAGGAUAUAAAAGGCCACCAUAAAUUUUUUUAUUUGAGUUGUGAGAAUUUUAAGACCAAAAAUCUUUGUAGUGUAGUAAUCGGAUCUAAGUAAAAGCUUACAAAGAAACCAUAAUUUUCAGGUUUCAAGGUUUUAAUUUCCUUUCGGUCUAAGAAAUUCUUCUCUCCUCACUUUGUGUUUUUCUUCCUCGCUUACAUUUACAGUUUCUCAAAACUAUUUAGUAGGGUGUGACAAUUUAAAUUCAUUCAUAAAUAUAUCUUUGGAAAAAAAAAUAAAGUAAAAAAAGCUAUUAGUAUUUUUUUUGUCCUGUCAGUGUUUGCAAAAGUCCACAACAGAACCGGUUCUGUGACUCUAUGGAAACUGACUCACUAAACCCUGUGAAGGUUUUGAUCAAAGGGGUUUUAGGCAAUAUUUGCAAAUCAUGUGGUUCGGUAGCAUAAGACUUGUCUUUCAGCAUGUUCAAUAAAGUGUGCAAAGAUUUAGUCUGAAGUCUUUUCCAAAGUCGUAAAUGUUUGACUUUAGUUAAAUUUUAACGUUUAAGUUUUUAUUAGUGUCGUGUAAAUAUGUUCUUAUUUUAAGGAAAGAAUAAAUUGUUUAUUGUUUUGUUAGAGGUUCAGCACUUGGCAUGAAAUUGGAAAUAAUAUUAAUAAAAAAAAGGAAAAAAGUUCUCAACUG
Molecule: messenger RNA, 7539 nt
Organism: Bemisia tabaci
Lineage: Eukaryota; Metazoa; Arthropoda; Insecta; Hemiptera; Aleyrodidae
Gene: Nedd4
Product: E3 ubiquitin-protein ligase Nedd4
Biological process (GO): ubiquitin-dependent protein catabolic process; protein ubiquitination; regulation of dendrite morphogenesis
Cellular component (GO): cytoplasm
Molecular function (GO): protein binding; sodium channel inhibitor activity; ubiquitin protein ligase activity
Source: RefSeq, a predicted model, not a curated record